AUGGCAACACCACACCAUGGUCAUGUAGACAUCCUACACGCGCUGUACAAACCCCUGCGGGAGCACCAGACCGACAAUGAGGUGCGCGAGAUCCGCCUCCUCUACAUCGACGAGCCUCUGUCGUCCGAUGGCCCAGAGGACGAGGACGACCGCCAGCCCUUGGUGUGCCGGCUGCAGACGUGCACCGUCGCCGACGCGCAGCGCAGCCAGUUCUACGCACUCUCCUACGCCUGGGGCGACCCGCUGGACACGCAGCCCGUGCUCGUCCAUGGGCGCGUCGUCCAGGCCACCCGCAGCCUCGUUGCGGCCCUGCAGCACGUCCCCGUGGUCGAGCCGCGCUGCCACCGCCAGGGCCUCUGGGUCGAUGCCCUCUGCAUCAUCCAGGCCGACAACCACGAAAAGAGCGCGCAGGUGGUCAUGAUGAAGGUCAUUUUCAGCGGCGCGCACGAGACGCUGGCGUGGCUGGGGCCGGGCGAUGCGCAGAGCCGGGCGGCGCUGCAGCUGGUGCGCCGCAUCUGGGCGGACAAGGUCACGAUGGGCGGGGGCGGUGGUGGCGGGGGCGAUGGCGAGGGCGACAGGCAGAACGACAACGACAACGAGAGACUGCCCCAGCCGCAGGCGCUGGCGGUGCCCGACGUGCUGGCAUUGGUGGACCGGCUCGGCGGCGCGUCGCUGUUUACGACCGACGAACUGAUCCUCGGACGGCGCUGUCGCCUCAUUGCCGGCCACGACGCGUGCGACCGCGACGCCGCCUUUGCCGUCCGCGACUGGGUGCUCCACGGGUCCGUGGCGGCGUUUGUUGAGGAGAAGCAGGUGGAAGCCAAGAACGCGGAAACGGCCGCGCGCGUCGAGCGCAUCCGUGCGUUUGUGGCCGCCAUCGAUGCCACCGCCGGCCGCAGCACGCAUUUCCACAAGCAAGUGGUGGCCUUUCGCUUCACCCGGAACCGCGACGACGGCCCCUGCAGUGUUGUCAACACCAUCGCCGCCCCCCUGCGGGCCCUGGCGUGCCUGCGGGCGUGCAUGCAGCGCGCGUCGUGGGACCCGCGCGACGCCAUCUUUGGCCUCUGCGGCAUGGCGUACUUUGGCGUCGCCGUCGACUACGACCUGUCGGCGCACCAGCUGUUUUGCAGCGUCGCCGCGUGGCUGGCCCGGUCGCUCGGUGCCACCGACGGCGGCAGUCGGCUGUACCUGCUGCUGAGCUACGCCGGCCUCGCCAGUCGACGCUCCACCUGCGGGCUGCCCAGCUGGGUGCCCGACUGGAGCGUGUGGCCCGUCCAGCGCAUAAUAUACACGUCCAAGCGCAUGCCCGUCGUCCCCGCCGCGUAUGUGCCGGGCGUCACGGGUGACGGCACCUUUGCCCUGCAUCUCCAUGGCGUGCGUCUUGGCCGUCUUGCGUCGGCAAUGUCGCCCGGCGUCUUCCCUGGUGUCACCACCUCGCAAGCCGGCGAGGGCGGCACCACAGACACCAUGUCGAGCCGGCUGGCUCUGCUGGCCAGCGCAGCCGAAUUCCUUUCCGGAAUGAGCGCCGACGCGAUCGUCGACAAGCUCGUGGCACCGACAUCGAGACCAUCGGCGACAGCUCCUCCGCUAGCCGGCGAGUCGUUUGUCGUCUCCCUCGUGGAGCUUCUGGCGAAUCCCUACCGCCGACCGCGCUACACGUACGCGGCAGUGGAUGUCGUGUCCUUGAUCCACUGUCUUGUCGCAUCCGGGCGCGUAGCGUUGCCUGCGUCGAGUGCUGCAGAGGAUGCACAGAACAACCCCGGCGACAAAACCCUGUCCGCCGUCCUCGACUGCGACGGCGCUAAUGCCCUGGACCGAGACGCCUUGCUCCGUGAGGCUGCCUACCAGUUCCAGCAGCCCACGUUUGAGAGCCGGUUCUUUGGCGUCGAAGACAUUGACCGCCACGCAUAUGUAUACUUCCGCACCGACAGCGGCCUUUCAGGCUACGCAGCCGCCGGGGUACAGCCGGGCGACGUUGUCUACAAGGUCGCCGGAUGCCAGGAUGUGGUGGUUGUGAGGCCGGUCGGCAGCCGAGUCCGCUUUCUCUCGCUGGCCGGCAUAGUGGGUUUUGCUGGCCAUUACGACGUCGAUUGGGACACUCUGCGCAGCAAGGUGGAGGCUGUUGAUAUUUCAUAA
Molecule: messenger RNA, 2136 nt
Organism: Sporothrix schenckii 1099-18
Lineage: Eukaryota; Fungi; Ascomycota; Sordariomycetes; Ophiostomatales; Ophiostomataceae
Exons: 2
Coding region: 1-2136 (711 amino acids)
Source: RefSeq, a predicted model, not a curated record